Prorocentrum cordatum is the source of this 519-nucleotide messenger RNA. The record is from the annotation of a GenBank genome assembly. NCBI's taxonomy places the organism in Eukaryota, Dinophyceae, Prorocentrales, Prorocentraceae.
CCCCGCCUGGCGCCCCUCGGCAACACCUUCCAGGUCUGGGACGAGCGGCCGCCGGAGCGGAAGCGCAGCCACAGCCACUCCGGGUACACGCCCCACCACCUGAGGAUUCGAGACGCUGCAGGACGCCCCGGAGCCGGGCCGCGCGCGCCGCGCGGCCUCGCCAGGCGCGGCGCCCUGCGCCUCCGAGGCCUCGGAGGGCUCCACCGCCGCGCCCGGGAGCCAGGCCUCGGAGGCCCCGAGCACCGCGGGGGACGGCGCGGCGGAGCCGUGGCCGGACCCCAGGGGAGGGAAAGGUACGAGUGGUCGCCCUGCAGCCGCCGCACGCGCGGCCCCGAGCCCGCCGCUUGUGCCGGGGCAGAGGCCGGAGGGGAGGGCUGGCCUCGCCAUGCCGCGUGCGGAGCGCUGCCGCCGCUGCAGGUCCUCGCCACGACCCCCACGGGCCGCGCCGUGAGCGCGCCCGCGGCGGCGGCCCCGAGCGCGCUGGCCCCGCCGCCGGCCGUGCUGCCGUGGCCGUGGCAG